AUGUACCUCGAUACAGACUCGCACCCAGUCCAGAAGCGACAAAAUGGUCAGCGCCAAUGGCCUACCAUCAACCAGACGCCACCUUCUUCGAUGACCCCGGCAUCGUGGACCGCGGCGUAUCAGCGCGCUAAAGAUGCAGGGAGAAUACCCAACGUCCCUCCCAGCAGCAACGGCCAGUAUCCUCCAGGGACAGAUCCAAACUUCGCUCAGAGCUGGACUUGGACCAAAGCUUUUGGUCCAGAUGACAUCUACGAAGCCCCUGCGAAUGAGAUGGGCGUAUCGUUCGAUGACGGUCCCACAGCAAACUCGCCUACCCUUUACAGCUUCCUCCAACAGCAUAAUCAGACCAGCACGAGCUUCAUGAUUGGCUCUCAGAUCAUUGCCAACCAAGACGCGUUCCAUCAAGCAGCAUCCAAUGACCUGGUGCAUCUAGCUCUCCAUACCUGGUCCCACCAUCUUCUCACCGAGAUGACCGACGAAAUGAUUGUGGCUGAAUUUGGAUGGAACAUGCAGGCCGUGCUUGAUCUCUCUGGCAAGCUUCCCGCAUUCUACCGUCCACCUCAAGGAGACGUCGACGCUAGAGUCCGAGCUAUCGCAAAGGAAGUCUUCGGCCUCACAUGCGUCCUUUGGGAUUACGACUCCGAUGACUGGUGCAUUCAAGCGGACGGCUCGAGUGCAUGCCCUGGAGAGAAUCCAGGCGGUUCAGCGGACAGUGUCAAAGCCUACAUCCAGCAGACUCUGCACAAGUCCGAUCGUAGCAGCGGUAUCAUCAUGCUCGAGCAUGAGUUGACGCAGUUUUCUGUCGGAAACUUCAUUGAGUACUUCCCGCAGCUUGCCGGUCUUGGCUGGAGACCAAUGGCCAUUCCCGACCUAAGCAACGUUGACAAGGACUGGUAUGCCAACGCUGCCGACGGUGACGACACCCCUCGUAGCCAGACCGACGUCCUUCCUAUUCCUCAGAGCACCACAACGCAGUCAUCAACAACAAGCGCAUCCUCAAGUGCUCCGACGAGUGCCGCAACGGUGACUGCUUCUGGCUCCACUACCACACGCUCAACAGCCACCGUAGUGACUACCACUUCCGUUCCUCGUGAAUCGAGCAGCAGUCCCAACGGCGCUUGGGGUGUGGCGCCUUCAUCGACCCUUCUACUGUGUGCUCUCGUCGUCUUAUCUUUUUCGCUCUAG
Molecule: messenger RNA, 1185 nt
Organism: Ceraceosorus guamensis
Lineage: Eukaryota; Fungi; Basidiomycota; Exobasidiomycetes; Ceraceosorales; Ceraceosoraceae
Product: glycoside hydrolase/deacetylase
Exons: 2
Coding region: 1-1185 (394 amino acids)
Biological process (GO): carbohydrate metabolic process
Cellular component (GO): membrane
Molecular function (GO): chitin deacetylase activity
Source: RefSeq, a predicted model, not a curated record